Molecule: messenger RNA, 1779 nt
Organism: Lodderomyces oxycetoniae
Lineage: Eukaryota; Fungi; Ascomycota; Pichiomycetes; Serinales; Debaryomycetaceae
Gene: HAS1
Product: ATP-dependent RNA helicase
Exons: 1
Coding region: 1-1779 (592 amino acids)
Biological process (GO): maturation of LSU-rRNA from tricistronic rRNA transcript (SSU-rRNA, 5.8S rRNA, LSU-rRNA)
Cellular component (GO): nucleolus
Molecular function (GO): nucleic acid binding; RNA helicase activity; ATP binding
Source: RefSeq, a predicted model, not a curated record
AUGGCAAAGAAGCCUAGCGUCAAGCUGCCCGGGAGUAGAUCUGAAAGACAGAAUGAUGUGAGUUUGAAGAAGAGAGCCAGAAAUGAGGAGGAGGAGGAGGAGGAGGAGGAGGAAAAAGAGCUUGAGGAGGAUGAGGAGGAAGAAAGUAAUGAGAAAAUUGUUGAUGAUCUUGAUGCCAAUUUUGACGAAAUUGCCCAACUUCUUGGAAACGAUGUAAAAGAUUUCAAACAGAAGAAACAAGACAAAAAACAGGCAAGAGAUGAAGCCAGAUUACAGGAGCUCACUAAACCAAAAGUUUCAACCUUUGUAGGUAAUAGCGAUAAUAAUAAAAAUGAUGAGAACGAUGAUAACGAUGAUGGUGAGUCUGGGGACAAUUACUCCUUUGAGAAAGCGGAAUUCUCCGAGCCAACAAUGAAAGCCAUUAGAGAAAUGGGGUUCACCAAAAUGACCAAAGUACAAGCCAAGACCAUACCUCCCUUGUUGGCAGGGCGAGACGUGUUGGGUGCUGCGAAAACCGGUUCAGGUAAGACAUUGGCGUUUUUGAUUCCUGCCAUAGAACUUCUAUAUUCCUUGAAGAUCAAACCAAGAAACGGUACUGCAGUUAUUAUUAUUACGCCAACUAGAGAAUUAGCCUUGCAAAUAUUUGGAGUUGCGAGACAAUUGAUGGAGCACCAUUCACAAACAUGCGGUAUAGUUAUUGGUGGAGCAGAUAGAAGACAAGAAGCAACUAAAUUGACCAAGGGUGUAAAUUUGCUUGUGGCAACUCCGGGAAGAUUAUUGGAUCAUUUGAAAAACACUCAAGGAUUUGUAUUUAGCAACUUGAAAGCUUUGAUUAUAGAUGAAGCAGACAGGAUAUUGGAAAUUGGUUUUGAAGAAGAGAUGAAACAGAUUAUCAAGGUCUUGCCCAAUGAAAAUAGACAGACGAUGUUAUUUUCCGCUACACAAACCACCAAAGUUGAAGAUCUUGCGCGUAUAUCAUUGAGACCAGGUCCAUUGUACAUAAACGUUGUUCCAGAAAAGGACGUUUCGACAGCAGACGGAUUAGAACAAGGAUAUGUGGUAUGUGACUCCGAUAAGAGAUUCUUGCUACUUUUCUCCUUCUUGAAGAGAAAUGUGAAAAAGAAAAUCAUUGUUUUCGUGUCAUCAUGUAACAGUGUCAAGUUCUACAGUGAAUUGCUCAACUAUAUUGACUUACCAGUAUUGGAUUUGCACGGCAAGCAAAAGCAACAAAAGCGUACAAAUACCUUUUUCGAAUUUUGUAAUGCCAAGCAGGGUAUACUAGUGUGUACUGAUGUUGCAGCAAGAGGAUUAGAUAUCCCUGCAGUUGACUGGAUAAUACAGUUUGAUCCUCCAGACGAUCCAAGAGAUUAUAUUCAUAGAGUUGGUAGAACGGCGAGAGGUACUGAUGGAAAGGGCAAGUCAUUGAUGUUCUUAACUCCUUCUGAGUUGGGAUUCUUGAGGUACUUAAAAGCAGCCAACGUACCUUUAAACGAAUACGAGUUCCCGGCAAAUAAAAUUGCAAAUGUUCAAUCGCAAUUGACUAAACUCAUAAAGACAAACUACUUACUACACCAAUCGGCAAAGGAUGGAUAUAGAGCUUAUUUGCAGGCAUACGCUUCGCAUAGCUUGAAGACGGUUUACCAAAUCGAUAAACUAGAUUUGGUCAAAGUAGGGAAAUCGUUUGGUUUCGAUAUUCCUCCAAAGGUCAAUAUCACGAUUGGUGCAAGCGGCAAGUCCAUAGAAAAGAAACAUAAAAAACAGAAAAGGGACAAGAAAUAG